UACUGCUACUCAAUGGUCCUUCGUGGAUUCCGUAGAUUCGCGUUUUGCGCGAAACUCGCGUUUGGAAGGAGAGUUCGUGAACCUGAGCGGCUACAAUGAGAGCACUUGUGCGCUCCUCGCUGGGAAACGUAGUGAAAUGCUUUAGCCCACAGUCUGCCACUCCGAGUAGGUUGGUCAGGCAACCAGCAGUACUAUAUUCCAGAAAAAUGUUGCAUUAUGAAACGGAGGCGAGAGGACAACCGAACUCUCAAAGCUACAGGAUUUAUUUUAAAACAUCCGAUGGAAAAUACAUCUCACCGUUCCAUGACAUUCCACUUCAUGCAGAGGUGGAGAAGGACAGUGAUGUGCCACCAAAGAAAAUGAAGAAGGGGGAGAAUGAGGUGCUUUUCAACAUGGUUGUCGAGGUACCUCGAUGGUCAAACGCAAAAAUGGAGAUUGCUACGAAAGAGGUGCUAAACCCAAUCAAACAGGACGUGAAGAAAGGAGCACUGCGCUACGUGGCUAAUGUCUUUCCACACAAGGGCUACAUAUGGAACUACGGGGCGCUCCCACAGACAUGGGAGGACCCCGAACACACAGACAAAGACACAAAGUGCUGUGGAGACAACGACCCCAUAGAUGUGUGCGACGUGGGCUCCCUGGUGUGUGUGCCAGGCCAGGUCAUCCAGGUCAAAGUCCUUGGCGUCUUGGCCAUGAUUGACGAGGGAGAAACCGACUGGAAGGUCAUCGCUGUCAACGCUGAUGACCCAGAUGCCCAAAACCUGAAUAGUAUAGACGAUGUUCGCAAACAGAAGCCUGGUCAUUUAGAAGCCACUGUCGACUGGUUCAGAAAAUACAAGGUGCCAGACGGAAAGCCCGAAAACCAGUUUGCCUUCAAAGGACACUUUAAAGACAAGGAUUUUGCCAUGGAGGUAAUUAAAUCCACUCAUGACCACUGGAAAGCUCUCAUGCAGAAAAGCACCAACAGUGGAGAGAUAGAAUGUAAAAACACUUCUGUCUGUGAGAGCCCCUUCACGUGCAGUUCGGAGGACGCCAGAAAUGUGGUUGAAUCGGCUCCUGCGUUGAGCAACGCCCUUCCUUUGUCUCCUGGGGUGGACAAGUGGCAUUUUCUCUAAAGGGGAUCUGACUUCCUCAAGAUGGUGCCAAAACAACAAAACCUAUGGUCCACUUAAGACCUUCCCAUUCUCCACUCAUUUUGUAAGCACUCUGUCUGCACUUGUACAGAGAGGCUAUGGUCUCUGCUUUGGUCGCCAACAUUUAAUAUAGGACAAUAUAAUGACAUUUUGAAAUGCCCUUUUUCAAAACCAUGUAAUUAUACGGGUGAAAGGUAAAAUAACCGUUGAAUAUUUUGUUUUAAACUAUAUUUUAGGCUUGCAGAAUACAUGGUAUAUAUUUGUUUUAAUGAUGUUUACAAAAUAAUUCUGUUAAUCACAAGGCUACUUUUGAUUUCACUUUCAUAAAAUUUGUGUAUUCUUUUGGCUCAAAUAUUGUAAUCAUUUCCACUUUCUAAAAAGUCAGUGCAGCAACUACGGUUGUAUGUUAAGCUUAUGUCAUGUGACCGAUCGCACUCAAUCUAGCUUUUUAUUUUAUUAAGACCAUGUUUAUUUUGUACUGAGAAAAUAUAUUAUUGAUUUGAAAGAAUAAAUAAUCAUAUGCUAUUAACAUUAUGUUCUUUUCCCCGUUUUACUUAAAACUUACCUUACCAUUAGAAGAAGACAUAAAUCAAGGACGGCAUGGAUUAAAUUGAGAAACGAAUCAAAGUGCAUUAAAUAAAUAUAACCUUUAUUAAAAACACCCACAUCUUAGCAAUAACAGGAAUGAUAUAAUGAACAGCUUUCAAAUAAACUGCGUUCAGUACAUUACAUUACUUACAGUAUCUAACCUUUUUAAUUCCAUUUUUAGCAUACCAUACUUCAGGAAAUCUAGGGAAGCCUUUGAAAAAAACAAACAGGAAUUUGCAGUUUUUUUUAACCUCUUUUAGUGUCUAAUUGCAAACCUCUGUUUAUCAACUGCUAGCAUAACGUCAGGGCUUAGCACCUUUUUAUUCGUAAAUUAAGCUCUGAAAGUCAUUCAAGUAAUGUUGAUCCUUGAGUAUGGCUAUGCUAAAACCCGCUAUAAAUCACCUUGUCUUACUCAUCUUGCUACUUCAGCUGGGUCCUGUACAACAUAAUAACUUUAUAAUUUCUCUACAAAAUGGGAAAGGUAUAAAUACACAUUUUGAAGGUUUUUGCUAACCGGAUUGUAUAACUGUAAAAAAUUGCUGUGGCAAUGGAGUUUAGUAUGUACAAAAACUGUCUAGAUUUAUCUGACUGGGGUUUUCUGUUGACUCAAACAAUAAAGAAACCAUGUUUACUUUAGGAUUGGUACUUGAUGUAUUAGUAUAUUUGACAAAACUACAUGAACCUACAAUAUCAACAAAGAGUGAGUUGUAUUUGUGUAAUACAAAUGCAUGGUAUAUACAAUGUGACAUAAAUUAUUUUUCCUUAACACAUUUACAAUCUAUUUUAAAUAAAGUAAUUCUUUUAUUACAUUUUUUUCCUGAAAAAGAAAUUAAGUGCUUUAAGAAAUUGAUAGAAUAUAUGUUAAAGAUUGGGGUCACUCAUACAUAACUCAUAACAUUAUACAUCACAUCAAUUAAAUCAAAUAAUUGGGGCAAAAUUAUCAUUAUACAAUUGCUUAGUGGUUAUAAAUAAAUUUGAACUAUACCCAAGCACAAUGGUGUGCAACUACUAUAAUAACUGCCCUGGCCAUGCUUUUUUAGCAAAAUAAAACUACAUUACUUCUCACAAGUAAGUGUCAUACUUUCCCUUUAGUCUACUCAGUGCAUAUUCAAUUCAAAUGACGAUUUUAUUUUAUAAGAUUUCAACCAGCCAACUAACUAUAAAAUAACUUAUCUUUUUUUUACUUACAAAAUAAAUUUAGUUUUGGGUAUGGCUUCAAGACUUUCUAAUAGGAUUCUGAAGGCAAGUCCCUGAAUGAGGUGAAAAAGACAAACUGAAUCAAGAUGGAGGUUUAGACGUACUUAGUUGAAAAUGUCCCUGAUUUGUAGUAACAUCAAAGCUUCAAGUUUAAGUAAUUCUUUCUAGCAGUUUGAUAACAAAAAUGGGAAAGAAAUAAACUUCUCGGCCUGUUGGUAACCUGAAUAUUCAGCGAGUGUGAAAAUUUUUGAGUAAUCGAGGAAGGAUAAUAGACUAAAAUAAACCUUUGUUAUGUUAUCCUAUUGCCAAGCAUGUUCUGAGGUAUAUGACAGGUAGAUACUGUAUAUCAUUCAUCAGCCUCAUGAGUCUCACAUUAUGUAACUACUAUGUAAAAUAGCACCAUAUGAAAUAAAAACAGUUUCAACGCAUAAAAUACAUCAAAUGAAAAAAAAAAGUCAGACUACUUCUUGACAACAUUAAAAUCUUAAGCAUACAUUUGAAAAUUAAUUUACUGUACAAACUUUUUUGUAUCUUACAGUUGGUUUACAAUAUUUAAAGACCCCCACAGCAUGCCAGCUGCCUUCUGAAACACCAGCACCACUGAAAUAACCCUGCCUCAUGUUCCUCAGUGUAUGAACAAAACAUUUUUAGUGAAUGCAACAGUCACAGGACUAAAUAUUCACAUCAGAUCUGUUCAGUGAACCUAUGGCCAGCAACCCGGAAACAGCCAACGACAGAAUUGUGACCCCGUUGUGAUCAAGUGUAUCGAUUUUUUUUCUCAUGAAAAAAAAAGAAAAGCACCAUAAGGAUGGCUCAAUAAAAAAUGGACAGUAUAAAGGACAUAGAAUAGUGAAAGAAGCACCAAUAAAAUGCAAGUGAAAGUCAGUUUUCUCGGUUCGACAGAUCAUAUUUAUUCAUGAUCCUUUUUCUAAUGCAUAUUGUCAUUUACCUGUGAAAAUCAUUAGGAAGUAACUAUUGUAUUGUAACAAUAUAAUAAGCACAAACUUA
Gadus chalcogrammus (walleye pollock) is the source of this 3926-nucleotide messenger RNA. It is a transcript of the gene ppa2, whose product is annotated as inorganic pyrophosphatase 2. Gene Ontology annotation, cellular component: cytoplasm. Gene Ontology annotation, biological process: phosphate-containing compound metabolic process. The record is from RefSeq and is a predicted model, not a curated record. The transcript has 12 exons. Bases 96 to 1115 code for a protein of 339 amino acids. Gene Ontology annotation, molecular function: magnesium ion binding; inorganic diphosphate phosphatase activity. Lineage: Eukaryota; Metazoa; Chordata; Actinopteri; Gadiformes; Gadidae.